Messenger RNA from Entrophospora sp. SA101, 561 nucleotides. NCBI's taxonomy places the organism in Eukaryota, Fungi, Glomeromycota, Glomeromycetes, Entrophosporales, Entrophosporaceae. The record is from the annotation of a GenBank genome assembly.
AUGUCUCCAUAUAAAAUUAAAAGAUUCAUUGAUACUAGUACAUUAUCAACAUUAUCUUCUUCAACAAUAAUAUCACAAACACCAUCGACAACCUCUUCAUUAACAUCAACAACUCCGCAAUCAACAUUACAAUUAACAGAUCCGAUAGACAUUACAAAAGAAGUCUUAAAACCUACAUUUUCAAAUGAUGAACAAGAAAUUAAAGAUGACGAAAAGGUUCAAGAUAAAGAUGAAAUAAUAAAUGUUAUAUUGAAAAGAACUCCGACUACCUUUUCAGUAUUUAAAGAAAUGGUUGAAACUGAAGUUGACAACACAUUUAUCGGAAAAUCUGAUGGUAAUAUAAACAGUAAUGUUAGUAACCCAAGUGGGAAUGUUAAUAGUAAUGUUAAUAUUAAUAUUAGUGAAGGUGAAAUAAAUAGAAAUCUUAAUAAUGAUAAGACAAAAAUCUACUUAUCAGAAGAACAAUCAUUGUCAAAAGAUCAAGUUGAUAAUCCUAAAACUUUUUCAUUCAAUCCUUUCAAAAGAAAAUCAUCAUCAAUUAAAUCAAUUAAUAAUAAUUAA